AUGUGUGAGAGUCCCACAACCACUCGCAUCGUCCAUUCGAUUAUCUCCGUCGCCAAGUUGUUCAUGGGUUGGUUAAAAUGGGGCAGAUUACAGGAAGACGAUGACCCUACCAUCAAGCCGAGGACGUUCAAUGUGCCUUACUGGGUCUCGUGUGAGAUGUUUCAACUGGGAGGCAUGGAUCAUCCACCCACCGAUGAUAUCUACCUGCAGCCACUUGGAAGAGUGAACACACACGGUGGCACAUCAACACCACCGCACAACCAUGCCAAGUGA
Molecule: messenger RNA, 273 nt
Organism: Mesocestoides corti
Lineage: Eukaryota; Metazoa; Platyhelminthes; Cestoda; Cyclophyllidea; Mesocestoididae
Source: the annotation of a GenBank genome assembly